UGACAAUCAUGAAUAUCCGUUGUGCGAAACCUGAUGACUUGAUGAGUAUGCAACAUUGCAACUUACUCUGCCUGCCUGAAAAUUAUCAAAUGAAAUAUUAUUUUUACCAUGGCCUCACGUGGCCGCAGUUAAGUUAUGUCGCUGAAGAUGAUAAAGGAAAUAUUGUUGGAUACGUGCUUGCAAAAAUGGAAGAACCAGAACCGGGUGAAGAAAGUAAACAUGGUCACAUUACCUCAUUGGCGGUAAAAAGAUCAUAUCGUCGCCUAGGAUUAGCCCAAAAGUUGAUGAAUCAAGCAUCACAGGCGAUGGUGGAAUGUUUCGAUGCACAGUAUGUGUCUUUACAUGUUCGUAAAAGCAAUCGCGCUGCUUUAAACCUCUACACUGAUUCUUUAAAAUUCAAAAUAAUUGAAAUUGAACCGAAAUAUUAUGCGGAUGGCGAAGAUGCGUAUGCCAUGCGCCGUGACCUUAGCGAGUUUUCUAAAAAUGAAUAUUCCGAUGAGUCUGGUCAGGAACCGAAGGCUGGUACUAUGAAUGACAAGGAUAAGAUUAACUACAGGCAGGUAGUGUCGCAUGAUCACAGCGGACAUGAUGGGCAUUGCUGUUGAAGGAGACGAAGAUUAGCAUUUAAAAUGGUCGAAUGAAAAUUGGGUAUAAUUUUGUAUUCAUAAAAAUUUGGAAAUUUUUUGUAUCUUUAAAUAAAUUGUGCAUCGAUCUUUCAUA
Anastrepha obliqua is the source of this 720-nucleotide messenger RNA. It is a transcript of the gene vnc, whose product is annotated as N-alpha-acetyltransferase daf-31. Bases 9 to 605 code for a protein of 198 amino acids. The record is from RefSeq and is a predicted model, not a curated record. Gene Ontology annotation, biological process: N-terminal peptidyl-glutamic acid acetylation. Gene Ontology annotation, molecular function: protein-N-terminal-glutamate acetyltransferase activity; protein N-terminal-serine acetyltransferase activity. The transcript has a single exon. NCBI's taxonomy places the organism in Eukaryota, Metazoa, Arthropoda, Insecta, Diptera, Tephritidae. Gene Ontology annotation, cellular component: NatA complex.